AUGGCUGGAGCCAUUGUAGGUCCCAUGUCUUUCCAAUUAGGAAACUCUUGUUUUGAAGGAGAUGCAUACGUAGCUCCAAUCGAGGAUGAUAUGCUUUUGGGUGCAGAUUUUCUGCAUGCUAAAGGGGUGGUCCUUGACCUCAAGUCGGCCCGUCUGGAACUGGGGGAGGAGCAAAUACCUCUCCAGUUUGGAUCUGAUUUGUCUGAGCACAAGGUGGCUCGGGUGAGAGCUGAAUACCGAGUCAUCGUUCCUCCAAACAAGGCCAAACGGGUCUCUGGAAUCUUAGAUCAGAAGUUAGACACCUUUGUGUUUGAACCAGUGCAUACCCUGGAGGGGAUUGCCCCUCAAACUUUGCAUGAUGCAGGGGCCACAGCUGAAAUAUAUGUCAUCAACUUGGCUGAUCGCCCAGUCAUAAUAGAUCCUGGUGAUCUUCUCGGUGCAGCACAGGAAGUAGAGGUGGCCAAAGUUCCCUAUGAUCCCACUGAGGACGGAUUAUCAUCUGCGCAAGGCAGCGAGCUUCUUAAUCUGCUCGUAUACCAUGCAGACGCCUUUGCUAAGGAUGAAUUCGAUCUAGGGAACUUUACCCUUAUUGAGCACGGUAUUGAUACUGGCACUUCGCCUCCUAUUAAACAAAGGAUGAGGCGUACUCCCGUAGCAUUUGCGGGUGAAGAAAAGGCACACCUAGCUAAGGUGGAGAAUGCUGGUGUGAUUCAACCCUCAAUCUCUGAGUGGGCUUCUGCUCCCGUAUUAGUACGGAAGAGGGAUGGGGGAGUUCGAUGGUGCAUCGACUACCGGGCAUCGACUACCGGGCACUUAAAUCGGUGA
Molecule: messenger RNA, 825 nt
Organism: Lytechinus variegatus (green sea urchin)
Lineage: Eukaryota; Metazoa; Echinodermata; Echinoidea; Temnopleuroida; Toxopneustidae
Exons: 2
Coding region: 1-825 (274 amino acids)
Source: RefSeq, a predicted model, not a curated record